This is a messenger RNA of Trichoderma asperellum CBS 433.97, 621 nucleotides long. The record is from RefSeq and is a predicted model, not a curated record. Lineage: Eukaryota; Fungi; Ascomycota; Sordariomycetes; Hypocreales; Hypocreaceae.
AUGAGGUUUAUAUACCUUCUUUCUAUCUCCUCGGCCUUUUUGCCACUGGCCUUUUCUCUAGCUGCACCACUUAAAGACUAUAAAGUCUUUAUUCCUCAGUGGGAAGUCGAAGUUUCACCUGGUGGUUCUAUGGUAAUUCUCAAUGGUACAAUUGAGCAAGUUCAUGAUGAGCUUAUUAAGCUAAAUCCCAACUGGGACAACGAAUACCUUGGAGAAAACCCAUCGAAACAUAGUGAAAAUUCCACACGGUUACUAGAUAAGCGUACUGACUUUUCCGGCGCUCAAUAUUUCUGCCGCGGUCGCUGGCCGGAGGCCUUCCGCAAUCCCAUUAAUACAGGAAUUAAAUAUUUGAGAAGAGUAAAUGGUCGGCCGACGAAUGGGGCAGGCCCUGGUAAUUGCGGCCGAGUCAGCUGUUCUUAUCGUUCUGCGAUCUGGUGGUGUAAUGAUGAUCAUCAGCCAAAAACACUAGAAUCCUUCGGCAGUAUUGCAGAUGGCGCUCAAUAUAUCGUGGACCACUGUACUCGCAGCUUCCCUGGUCACAAUCUUAUUCUUGUAUCUGGCCAAGUAUUCCACAAAACAAAUUGGAAUGUUAUUGUCAGAGAGGACACAGACUCGUGUUAA